AUGGGGGGCGCAGGGGAAGGAUUCGGAUUCCCAAAACCUCAACAAGAAGAAGAAGAAGAAAGACAAAAGAUAAAAGAUAAAAGGUGGGUGCGGAGUCCAAUCAAUCGACAAUCCCCGCCAAGGGCCAAAAGGUUUCAUCCUAAGGAACAGAUUCGUGAAUGA
This is a messenger RNA of Sphenostylis stenocarpa, 162 nucleotides long. The record is from the annotation of a GenBank genome assembly. NCBI's taxonomy places the organism in Eukaryota, Viridiplantae, Streptophyta, Magnoliopsida, Fabales, Fabaceae.